Messenger RNA from Exophiala mesophila, 3516 nucleotides. RefSeq lists its product as uncharacterized. Bases 723 to 3218 code for a protein of 831 amino acids. The record is from RefSeq and is a predicted model, not a curated record. The transcript has 2 exons. Gene Ontology annotation, molecular function: protein binding. NCBI's taxonomy places the organism in Eukaryota, Fungi, Ascomycota, Eurotiomycetes, Chaetothyriales, Herpotrichiellaceae.
CAGUGCCCGCACCCACACCCAGAACUCCAUGUCUCUGCACAACUCGAGCCAUUUGCCCACUGUUGUCCUCGUUCUUUCGUCGUAUGCCAUCUACGCCGGGCCCCUCAUUCGACGAAAUGCCAACAUGUGCUGACUGUAUUGAGAGUAGCUGACCCUGUGUCAUCAGGCUCCCCCUCUUCAAAUACGACCAUUUCUCGCCGCGUCAAUGAUCACGUUCGCAAAUCCACCCUGAUUCCACCGUCGACCAGCCAACAUGAGCCUGGUGUUGGGCUCCAGCGAGCGUUCGCUCCCUGCGGACGCUGAACAGGUCCUGGAUCCCAUAUCAAGACAAAUCCUGGAGCGCACCCAGUCGCAGUCGCAGAACAGGCUACCCACAGCUACACAAAGCGGUGUGUCCCUCAAGUCCACCUACUCGGAAUCCGGUCCAUCCGAAGAGCUGUCGGCCAGACUCAUUUCCGAUCCGGCCACUCUGCGAAGAGUUGACAGUUCUGCUAGUAGCAAGCUCACAAAAGACAAAAAGUGAGUCGCUCACAUCUUCCUAUGCACUCAGUAAAUUGCCUCGCUUCUCCUGCAUCUGCACCCAGCUGCAGUCGGUAUAUUUUGCGGUCCAAUCACCGACUUCUAUAACAUCCCAUUCCCUUCCGGCAUGGCAGCCAUGCCCAGGCAUAUCAGGCUGACCUAUAUUUCUUCCCAGGAAAGGUGUGUCCUUCCUGAGUCGUAUUAUGGGCUCCAAGAAGCGAGACUCCUUUGAUCUACGUGACAAUGAAUCUGAAAUGUCCGAAAACCGUUCUGGAGGCGUCGAGGCAGAAGUCUUUUCUCAGCCUUUAGGAUUUAUUCCCAAAUUCCCCGCUCCUCCCAAGUAUAUCAAGGUCAAGUCUCAAUACCGCAACACAAAGGAAUUUGAUCGACUGUUUCUCGCCCAGCUUGCCCUUGAUAUUUCCAGACCCAAGAAUCGAAAAAACUCCCUCCAUUCAAUAGAUUCCAAGAUACACAACAUCAAUGACAACCCCGCCACACCGGCGGUGGUGCCACCCAAGUCUACCAUCAAUGCUAUCUGGGCCGUCGAGUUCUCAAGAGAUGGAAGAUAUUUGGCUGCCGCUGGUCAAGACAAGAAAUUGAGGGUGUGGGAAGUCAUCAACACUCCCGCAGAUCGUGAAAUCGAGGAGAAAUUGUCUGAGACAAAUAGUCACGGAGAAAAUGUCAAGCUCAACGCCCCCGUCUUCAAAUCUAAACUCGUCAGAGAGUAUGAUGGUCAUACUGCCAGUAUCUUGGAUUUGAGCUGGAGCAAGAACAACUUUCUCUUGUCGUCUUCCAUGGACAAGACGGUCAGGUUACAUCAUGUCACUCGUGCCGAAUGCUUGUGUGCGUUUAAACACAACGACUUUGUCACGUCGAUCCAAUUCCACCCUCGUGACGAUCGCUUCUUUCUGGCUGGUUCUCUCGACUCAAAGCUGCGCCUAUGGAGCAUACCCGACAAAACCGUCGCAUACUGGGCCCAGGUUCCGGACAUGGUCACUGCGGUCGCGUUCACUCCCGACGGCAAGACCGCCAUUGCCGGCUGCUUGAACGGUCUGUGCAUCUUGUACGACACCGAAGGACUUAAGGCUCAUUCACAGAUUCACGUCCGGUCCGCCCGGGGGAAGAAUGCAAAGGGCAGUAAAAUCACCGGAAUUGAUACCAUCGCCUUACCUCGAGAAAAUGGGCCAGCCGACGUCAAAUUGCUCAUCACCAGUAACGACUCCAGAGUACGCAUGUACAACCUGAAAGAUAGAACGCUGGAGGUCAAGUUUCGGGGCAACGAGAACACCUGUAGCCAAAUCCGGGCAACAUUCAGUGACGAUGGCAAGUAUGUCAUAUGUGGGAGCGAGGAUCGAAAGGUGUACAUAUGGCCCACGGCUGUUGAUGAACGUCCAGACAAUGACAAGCGACCGAUGGAAGUCUUUGAAGCUCAUUCAGCGAUUGUGACCACCGCCGUCCUGGCGCCGGAGAGCACACGGCGCCUCUUGGCCCAAUCUGGCGAUCCUUUAUUUGAUUUGUGCAACCCGCCGCCAGUGACUCUGCUCAGUCGCGCCGAUUCAGUCAUAUCUUCUCAAGCACCAACCAACAACAGCUUUCAUUCUGAGGACCACCCGACCGAUGCAAAACUCAGGGCCUCGGAAUCCCCCAAACGCGCCCCUGAAACACCCGCUUAUCUGGCUCGCCAUGCGCAUCCAGGAGGACGGAUCAUUGUCACGGCUGAUUAUACGGGUCAAAUCAAGGUGUUCCGUCAGGACUGUGCGUUCCAAAAACGGAAGGCAGAAACUUGGGAGGGCGGGUCAACUUUUUCGAAGAAGAUGUUGGGACGCAGUGGAUCCGUUGCUACCAGAGCCUCUGUUACUUCAUCGUCACAUCGAAACUCUUUGGCUCUUGGGUCCAAAAAUCAAUCUACCGAUCGAAUCUUGACCUGGCGAAACUCUGUUCCAAGCACCACAACUCCUACGACCACUUCUUCGGGAAGUAUGCUAGAGAUUAGCAAGAAUCUAAACGAAGAACGAUCGAGAAGCGCAUCGCCGAAAAAACUCAUCUCGAAACGAUUUUCCAUUCGACGUGCUUCAUCCCCUGAGAAGAACACGUUGCUCAGCCCGGCAUCUGCACAUGUCCAUUCACCUCUCCAUCAGACAUCCAACGGUUCUUCAAAUCCUUCUGUAGCAAUUCAUUCUCCCCUUGGUGAAUCUCCCGGAAGCUUUUAUUCGACCGCACAGGUUGCCUCGCCGGAACGAGAGCAGGAUCAUCUUGCAUUACCAGCCAACAAGGAUCACGGUGAACUAGUUUCGGGCAUUCCUCACAGCGACCCUCUUCUCCUCGUUGGUGACCAGUCUUACAUGGCUUGGGAUACAUCCAAUGUUGCCAUGAUGGCAAGACAUAUCCCGCGGACACCAGGAGUUUUGGGCCCCGACGGGAAUCCACUGUCUCGUGCGACUAGCUAUAUAUCACAACUUUCUAGUGAACUGACAGGGUCCGAGAGAGACCCCGUUUCAGCUGGAGGCAGUCAGAAUGGAGACGAUGAUCGCCAAAGAUUACGAGUUAGGUCCAGCGACCGAAAUCGAAGAAGGAGAAGCAGUGGCGCCAGCGGCAACGAGCUUCAAUGCGCAAAAUGUGGUUCCCGGUCAUUCAAGGCCACCAUGGUCCGGGGAAAGCAAGCAUUCAAAUGUAAAAGUUGUGGGUCCACUGUUUCAUGACUACCGACCGGUUGGAAUCGCUUCUCGAGGUGACGUUUGAGUCGAUUUGGAUUUACGGCUUGCAGACCAUGAAAUUGGAUGCUCCUAUGCCCAUGAUGCCAUGCCAUGCCAUGCACAACUCAUUAUUGACCAGGUCCAGUCUAUUGAUGUUGGACUUGGGACUUGACAUAGAAUAUACCCACUUUGCGAUAUGUAUGACGAGUACUUGUUUAGUAUUUUCCCCAAAAGGGAUCACCCACCACAGGAAGAUCCAAUAUAAUGAAAUAUAAGAUAUGGUUCAGAUGAAGCAUAAACGGAG